GCCCAUAGUCGGAAAUUUUUUGUGUCGUAAGACGAGUCACAAUUUUUCUAACGCAGUUUUUAUUUUAUUUUUAUAAUGAUUAUAUCAUCAUUAUAAAGAAAAAGUGUAUCAAAAAUAAUAUUUGAGAAAGUUAAAAAAUAUUUUUAAACUAUUAAAGCUUGUUCUAUUUAACAUUGAAAUGAGUGAUUAUAAUUUACAAGUUUAUUAUAAAAAUUGAUAGAACAUUUUGUAUUUAAGUUUAUACAAAGAUUUAAUAAUGUAGCAAGUACUGUUACAAGUUAAAUAAUUAGUUUAAAUUAUUAGAUAGUUUUCAAUGAACUUGGAAAGAGUGUUUACAUCAACAGAAUGAGGUUGGAAGAAAUGCCAUUACGAAUGAGUUCAUCUGAUGACCGGAAUUUUGAAAUGGAUGAGGAGACUGAUUAUUUAAUACAACCUACUAAUGAUAAUUUGAGGCCCUUAAUCAUUAGAAAUCGUCGAAUCAAUGCAUGUACAAGAUUUUUCAAAUAUUUUUUAUGUGGAUGCUGUACGUGGAUGUGGAGACGGUGUUGCAGGGAAAGAGAAUACAAAGCAAGAACUAUACACAUUGGUAAGCCAAUGUAUGAGAAAUUUCCUACCAACGUUAUUCGAAAUCAGAAAUACAAUAUCAUCACUUUUCUACCUCUGGUUUUGUUUCAACAAUUUAAGUUUUUCCUGAAUCUCUACUUUCUUAUAAUGGCAAGUUCUCAAUUUAUAAAAGAACUUAAAAUAGGAUAUUUGUAUACAUAUUGGGGACCACUUUGCUUUGUAUUAACUGUAACAAUCUGUCGAGAGGCUGUUGACGAUUUUAGAAGAUACAAAAGAGACAAAGAAGUGAAUGGACAAAAAUAUUACAGACUAGUUAGAGGUUCUGACACUCCUGAGCUGGUUCCGAGUUCAAAACUAAAGGUUGGUGACAUGAUUAUUGUUGAAAAAGGUCAAAGAGUUCCUGCAGAUUUGGUUUUAUUACGAACAACUGAAAAGUCCGGAUCUUGUUUUGUACGAACUGACCAAUUGGAUGGAGAAACUGAUUGGAAAUUGAGACUAGCUGUUCCAGCAACUCAAAAACUUGAAAGUGACGAUCAAUUAUUUAAGAUAAAAGCGAGUUUAUAUGUUGAAAAACCUCAAAAAGAUAUUCAUGGUUUUAUUGGAACAUUUACCCGAGAAGAUGAAUAUAAUAGUGAAGAGAGUCUUGGUGUAGAUAAUACACUCUGGGCAAACACUGCGGUUGCUUCAGGUUCAGCUUUAGGAGUUGUAGUUUACACUGGUCAAGAAACACGGUCAUUAAUGAACCAUUCAGCUCCAAGAUCAAAGAUUGGCUUACUUGAUCAAGAGAUUAAUCAACUAACUAAAGUUCUAUUUGGCGCCGUAAUUGGUUUAGCUUUGGUGAUGAUGUGUUUGAAAGGGUUCAAUGGACCUUGGUACUGUUAUAUGUUCCGGUUUGUCCUUCUCUUCUCUUACAUCAUUCCAAUCAGUCUUAGAAUCAAUCUAGAUAUGGGUAAAACAUUUUAUGCUUGGUGUAUUCAAAGAGAUAAAGAGAUAAGUGGCACUGUAGUAAGAACAACGACAAUUCCCGAAGAAUUAGGACGAAUUUCCUAUUUAUUAAGUGAUAAAACUGGAACAUUAACACAAAAUAAAAUGGUUUUUAAGAAACUUCAUUUAGGUACUGCAUCUUAUGGACAAGAAACUUUUGAUGAAAUCACGUCAGUUUUAAAUAAUUAUUAUCCACCAAAUGGACUGGAAACAUCUCCUGCAAAAACAGUCAUUCAGAUGUCUGGAGGAAAAGUACGAAGAUCAGAAAAUACACGGAUUUUCGAAGCUGUUCAUGCUUUAGCACUCUGUCACAACGUAACUCCAGUUUAUGAUGAUGUCAAUAACGAUACAGUGAGUGUAGAAACAACAGAGACAACAGACACGGGUUCUAUUCAAAGUCAAACAGAAUCUGACCAACAUUAUUAUCCAGAUCAAACUCGAAAUUAUCAAGCAUCAAGCCCAGAUGAAGUGGCCUUAGUCAAAUGGACUGAAGAAGUUGGCUUAGCGCUUUUCAGAAGGGAUCUUAAUUUUUUAGAACUAAAGGCGUCUAAUGGACAAAUAUUACGAUACACUAUUUUACAAGUUUUUCCGUUUACCUCAGAAACCAAGCGCAUGGGAAUCAUUGUAAGAGAAGAAAUUAGUUCAGAAAUAACAUUUUAUCUGAAAGGCGCGGAUGUUGUUAUGUCCGGUAUUGUUCAAUACAAUGAUUGGCUAGAUGAAGAGUGUGGUAAUAUGGCAAGAGAAGGAUUGAGAACAUUAGUAGUAGCGAAAAAAAAUUUGACAGAAGAACAGUACACUGAUUUUGAAACAAGAUAUAAUGCAGCACGAUGUGCAGUCAAUGACAGACCGUCAAAAGUAGCCGCUGUCAUUGAAAGCCUUGAAAGAGAAAUGGAAUUACUUUGUGUUACCGGAGUAGAAGACAGGCUCCAAGAUCGGGUACGCCCUACGUUAGAAUUACUGAGAAACGCUGGAAUAAAAAUAUGGAUGUUAACUGGAGAUAAAUUAGAAACAGCUACGUGUAUUGCCAAGUCUUCGAGACUUGUAUCACGUACUCAGGGACUUCACAUUUUUAAACCAGUUGUUACAAGAACUGAUGCUCAUCUAGAACUCAACACUUUUCGAAAGAAACAAGAUUGUGCCUUGGUUAUCAGUGGAGAAUCCUUAGAAGUCUGUCUUCAAUACUACGAACAAGAAUUCAUGGAACUGGCUUGUGGUUCUCCAGCAGUAGUUUGUUGCCGAUGUUCACCAACGCAAAAAGCAGAAGUGGUGACGUUAAUUCAGAGUCAUACUGGAAAAAGAACAGCAGCAGUGGGAGAUGGUGGAAAUGAUGUGUCAAUGAUCCAAGCAGCUGAUGCUGGCAUUGGUAUUGAAGGAUUAGAAGGACGUCAAGCAUCUUUGGCUGCUGAUUUUUCUAUUCCUCAAUUUAGUCAUUUGUCAAAUUUGCUACUUGUUCAUGGUAGAAGGAGUUACAAGAGGUCUGCUGCUCUGAGUCAAUUUGUAAUUCACCGUGGACUGAUUAUUUCAACAAUGCAAGCUGUAUUCUCUGCUGUUUUUUACCUUUCAUCUGUAGCUUUAUACCAAGGAUUUCUCAUGGUUGGUUACGCUACUAUAUACACCAUGUUUCCAGUAUUCUCAUUGGUUUUAGAUAAAGAUAUUUCACGUGAAGUAGCGAUACGUUUCCCAGAAUUAUAUAAAGAACUCAGUAAAGGCCGUUCUUUAUCUUACAAAACAUUUUUCAUGUGGGUUUUGAUUAGUAUUUACCAAGGAGGUAUAAUCAUGUACGGUGCACUAAUUAUGUUCGAAGAUGAAUUCAUUCACAUUGUGGCUAUCAGUUUUUCCGCUCUUGUAUUGACCGAAUUAAUUAUGGUUGCUUUAACUAUAAGAACAUGGCAUCAUAUAAUGGUUAUUGCUGAAUUUUUAUCUUUAGCACUGUACCUGCUGUCAUUAUUUGUUUUAAAAGAUUAUUUUGAUGCUGAAUUUAUUACAACUACAGGCUUUCUUUGGAAAGUUUUAGUAAUAACACUCGUUUCGUGUUUGCCGCUUUAUGUCCUGAAAUUUUUACGAAAGAAAUUUUCUCCACCCAGUUAUACGAAAUUAUCGUGAACAAUUUAAUUUUUGUUUGUUGCUAAGUUGGCUAAUAAAUUUUUUAUUUCUAUCAAUGGACAUCAAUAAAGAUGGUAUAUAAUUUCUUUAUUACUUUAAUAGAAAAUUAAAAUAUAAUUUUUUAUAAAUCUCUGAAAAAUCGAUUUCUUAUUCUAUAAAAUUGAUGCAGGAGAAAAAGAAUUUAUUAGUCAAAUUAAUAUUACAUGUUUUUAAAAACAAAAUAUGUAGCUUGUAAAUUAUACUGUAAAUAUUCACAUAAAAUUAAGUUCCUGAAAGAUAACAAAACAUAUUACGAAUAUAAAAAGAAUAACAAUUAUGUCCUGCCAACAUAAAAAUCUGCAAUUUUUACAUAAAAUCUCAUCGUGAAGAUAAAUUUUGCGAGCAUUUAAAAAAUUCAGAUUUAUGUAAAAUAUAUAUAUUUCAGUGCACAGACAUUAUUAUGGUUAAUUGGCACUAAAAGGAUAAUGGGAUUUAUAGCAGAAAGAAAUUAAAGAUUUUUUUAAGCAGAAA
This is a messenger RNA of Chelonus insularis, 4161 nucleotides long. Its product is annotated as probable phospholipid-transporting ATPase IIB. The coding region runs from base 346 to 3651 and encodes 1101 amino acids. Gene Ontology annotation, molecular function: magnesium ion binding; ATP hydrolysis activity; ATPase-coupled intramembrane lipid carrier activity. The record is from RefSeq and is a predicted model, not a curated record. Gene Ontology annotation, biological process: phospholipid translocation; endocytosis; retrograde vesicle-mediated transport, Golgi to endoplasmic reticulum. The transcript has 3 exons. Gene Ontology annotation, cellular component: trans-Golgi network; endosome; plasma membrane. Lineage: Eukaryota; Metazoa; Arthropoda; Insecta; Hymenoptera; Braconidae.